AUGCCUGUCCGGAUCGUCCAGCGCAUAGCCACGCCUCCGGCGCAAUCGCCACACUUCACUCAAUCCCGCCAGUUUUCCAUCACACCGGCCGUCCCAGCCUCUGACUAUCAUGACCCGAACACAACUAAUUCCCAGGAAGAGACUGUCUACACCGUUAGUCUCUCAGUCUCUCCUCAACUCCACGAGAGCAUGAACCAUCUGCGUUCAACUUACUUCCCCAAGAAGUUGAACCGUUUGUCAGCUCACCUAACGCUAUUUCACGCACUCCCAGGUUCCGAGCUGGAAGCCCGGAUCAUUCCCGUCAUUGACUCCAUUGCAGCCAAGACACCAUGUUAUCCGAUUGAAGUAGGACGUCCGGUCAGAAUGAAACAUGGCAUCCUCCUUCCGGCUAGGCACAUGGGCGAAGAACGCCUACGUAGAACAGAAGAGAUCCAUAAGGAGAUGAAGCGAAAUUGGGAGCAGUUUCUAAGCAGGCAGGAUCGCCAAGGGUUGAGACUGCACUGGACUAUCAUGAACAAGGUAGAUGAUUCAGGGAAGGUCGACAAGGCCGAGAGGGAAGUGGGAGGGUUUCUGAGAUCCAAGCAGGAACAAUUGGCGACGAGAAGCGAAGUCGAGGGCUUCGUGACCGGGCUGGUCCUGUGGAGAUACGAUCACGGACGGUGGAAGGAACCCAGAGAGUUCAAGUUCCAGCGCCAGGCAGAUGAUGUGAAGGUCUAG
This is a messenger RNA of Cyphellophora europaea CBS 101466, 717 nucleotides long. RefSeq lists its product as uncharacterized. Lineage: Eukaryota; Fungi; Ascomycota; Eurotiomycetes; Chaetothyriales; Cyphellophoraceae. The coding region runs from base 1 to 717 and encodes 238 amino acids. The transcript has a single exon. The record is from RefSeq and is a predicted model, not a curated record.